CACCAUCUCGGCUGCCAUAGUUCGCCUCGUCACGUGGGUGUCCCGUCGUCAUGGCGGCCGUUGGGAGGCCGGUGCUCCUCGGGCUUCGAGACGCCGCAGUGCGCGGCCGCCCUACGGGGCCCGGCGCCUGGACCGCGAGCAAGCUGGGCGGCGUUCCGGACGCUCUGCCCGCCGUGGCAGCGCCGAGGCCAGCGUGUGAACUUUGCCGGCAGCCGCUGGCGCUGGCCGUGCAGGUGUACUGCCCGCUGGAAGGCUCCCCGUUUCAUCGGCUUGUGCACGUGUUCGCUUGCCCCCGCCCCGGGUGCGGGAGCGGCGGGGCGCGCAGUUGGAAGGUGUUCCGCUCCCAGUGCCUGCAGAUGCGGGAGACAGAGACGCAGGACGCUCAGAAACAGGAAAAUGGCCUCACAGCUGAGAACUGGUGUGAAGGUGCAGAUGACUGGGGAAGUGACAGUGAGGAGACGCCUUCAUCGCAGCUUACCUUGGAUUUUGGAAAUGAUUACAGCAGCGCCAAAGAGAAAGACUGGACUGCUCAGCUCCAAGACCUCCGCCUGCAGGAUGCUGUCCGCGGUGCUGCUCCUCCUGUGCCCCCUGGGGAAGGGGUGGCCUUGCCUCCUGGGCUGCCGCAGUUCCCGCCCUACUACAUCUGUGUGGUAGAUGAGGAUGAUUACAGGGACUCUCUCAGUCUGGAUCAUGCUCACAGCCUUCUGAGGGACUAUCAGCAGAGGGAAGGAAUUGAUAUGAAACAGUUGCUUUCCCCAAGUCUUUCUGGUGAUGGUGAUGAAAAAUAUGAGAAGACCGUAAUUAAAAGUGGAGAUAAGAUGUUUUACAAAUUCAUGAAGAGAAUUGCUGUUUGUCAGGAGCAGAUUUUGAGGUAUUCCUGGAGUGGAGAACCACUUUUUUUGACCUGCCCUACAUCAGAAGUCACUGAGCCCCCAGCCUGUAGCCACUGUGGCGUCCAAAGGAUAUUUGAGUUUCAGCUUAUGCCAGCACUGGUCAGCAUGCUUAGAAGUGCUAAUUUAGGUCUUUCUGUGGAAUUUGGAACCAUUCUAAUAUACACAUGUGAGAAGAGUUGCUGGCCUCAAAAUCAUCAGACUCCCAUGGAAGAAUUUUGUAUCAUACAAGAAGAUCCAGAUGAAUUAUUAUUUAAGUAGCGUUUUUCCUUUUAUUUAUAGAAAUUAAAACACAUUUUAAUGUUUAAAU
Messenger RNA from Vicugna pacos (alpaca), 1200 nucleotides. It is a transcript of the gene PDCD2L, whose product is annotated as programmed cell death 2 like. Gene Ontology annotation, cellular component: cytoplasm. Gene Ontology annotation, biological process: apoptotic process. The record is from RefSeq and is a predicted model, not a curated record. Lineage: Eukaryota; Metazoa; Chordata; Mammalia; Artiodactyla; Camelidae.